UAUUCUUAUUUUGCAAAAUUUAAUCUGUAAUGAUUUUUUGAAAAAAUAAUAAAAUGAAGGGUUUUUCAGAUGAAAGAAGACCAUGAGAAUGGUACCGGUUGCGGCGAUAGGGUGGUUAACGGUGGUUGGUGCCGCAUCUCGCCUUUCAUUCCUGCAGAUUUCUUCUUCUCCGUCGACAUCACUCCCAGCAUUCCUCUGAAUGAGUGAAGCAGUGAAUUAUCAGACCAUUUCUUCAAAGGAUCUUGCCAUGUUGGUGCUGGCUGAAGGAGGCUGGGUAAACUUACUGGUACUAUGCUCUCCUUCAUGCUAAAAGCUUGCUGCAAUUUUUCGUAGUAUUAUAUGAUCAGAAAAGAAAGUUCAGCAAUCUUUGGAUCUGGCAAUUGUUUUUGUUGGCAGAGGGGACUGAUCUGUUGAACAUGCUGCCGAGGCUUUUAUCUUACGGUGUUCAUAUUCUAAUUUUAUUUUUGGUAUGUGUAACUAGCUGCUUUCCACACUGCAAGCAAAAAUGCAGAUCCAGCUCUUGUGAACUUUCUCAAGGUCCUUUUACAAAGUCCAAUUUUUCCAUUGCAUUUCCGUAUGUUGCUGCAUCAGAGGAGGCAAUGGAGAAUUCAUUGGUUUCUGGGGUUGCUGAAGCUUGUGGACAGGAUUUAGGAAUCAGUAAUGUUUCCUUUUCAGAGUCAUGCCCUAUAGAAGGUGAAAGCUUUCAAAAGCUUGCAAAACUGCACGCUGUUAAUGGCUACCUGGCUUCAAUGAUGGAGAAGAGACUAAGUGGGCAACCUAACCUGGUUGUAUUCUGUCAUGGAAUUGGGUUGAUGAAAGAACCUGACCAACCACUAAGUGAAAUUGAAAUGUUCUGUGAGCUUAUCAAUUCUGUGGAGAUGUUGGUGGGGAAAUAUGCAGUUCUCUAUGUUUCAGAUCCUUUCCGAUCAAUCCAGCUUCCUUAUCAUCAAGAGAUAGAAAGGUUUCUUGCUGAAGGUGCUGGAGGAAAUGCAUCACUGAAUUCCACCCACUGUGAUGAAGUUUGUCAGAUUAAAUCAUCGCUUCUGGAAGGAGUUUUAGCUGGCAUGGUCAUUGGAGAUGGCCUGAUUAUGAAUGGUAAAUUUCUAGCGGUCAGCAGGAGUGUUUUCAUUUCUGCAUCUCAUGUCUUUGAAGAAGCAAAGAUUUUUCUUUGUUUAGUAAAUUAUCAGAAAACACCCAUGGGCACCCGGUUCUCAAGUACACAAGUCAUGUACAAGAGUAACACUAUCCUGAACUUGAAGGAACAAAAGAGCAACAAAAACUGAACGGCAAAUAUAAUUUGCCUCCGCAGUAUCUUUUUUCACCCCACAAUAAUACUGUUGUAGCUGUAAAGAGGUAUUAUAGAAAAAUUAUUAAUAUUUCUUGGACGGCUAGGAUUUCUUGGGUUGCUAGGAUUCCUUGAAUGGUUUAGGGUAUACUAUAAAUAAAUAUUAUGUAACCCUAUUUCAAUAUAGUGAAAAUAAAAGCUCCUUGCUCCUGUGAAUGUAGGCAUAUUACCGAACCA
This is a messenger RNA of Populus euphratica (Euphrates poplar), 1522 nucleotides long. RefSeq lists its product as uncharacterized. The coding region runs from base 417 to 1283 and encodes 288 amino acids. NCBI's taxonomy places the organism in Eukaryota, Viridiplantae, Streptophyta, Magnoliopsida, Malpighiales, Salicaceae. The transcript has 10 exons. The record is from RefSeq and is a predicted model, not a curated record.